UUUGAAUGAUGAUCGUUGAUCUGUCCUUUAAUGCCUCAACAGAGUUUAGUGGAAGUUUCAAGAUGAUUUGACUUUAAGCUUCUGCUUGUAGCUUUGCAGUGCAAGCAUCAGAACAUCAUGUUUAUAGAACAGGAGAAUGGCUGUGAGUUUAUUUGUGUGAACCUGAGAACCAGUAAUAAGAAAUGUUUAUUUCAUGCUUGCCACUGGGCAUUAAGUGACGCCUCUGAGCCAGAGGGAGACACAAGCUGACCCUCUGUGUGUCAGGGCAGAAACAGACCAAGUUGUGUCGCCACAUCAUGCUGCCGAACCGUGAAAUCAGAGGCAGGAGCCGGCAACAACACACAAUGUGAAACGCAUGAAUGUUGGAAAAGUUGCGCCGAGUGUGUGACGCUCUCAACAGAGGAAAUGAAAGAGAAUGCUGUUAAAACAGUCUGUUGACUGUGUGUCAGUGUCACACUGUGUUCCACCACACAGAGCUACUCAUUUAUUCUAAUCAUUUCAUUAGAUUUUAUAUAUAUAUAUAUAAAUGUUUGAGGCUGUAUUCAUUUUUAACUCAAGUUAACGUUUUACUGAAGAAAGUCACUUCCAAUGCUUUUGAAAAUCCUUGUUCGGUACGAGGCCGGCGUUUGUCUGAAUGGACGGUUUGUGUGUCUGGAUUGUUUUCCUCUCAUCCAGUUCAAGCACAGAUUGAAGAGCCCUACUUUAAUGAUCAUCUAUAAAACGGAACACUCAGUAAACAUGUUUUUGCAAAUCCAAAUAGAUCCCAAAGAAUACAAAGAUGAAUCAUGGCCAACAUGUAGCUCCAAUACAAACCCUAUGUCAUGUCAAGGCACUGCAGGAGACAAAUAGGUCCAAUUUAUUGCCACAUUGAAACCAAAAGUUCACAUAAAAUAGAAAAUGAAACACAUACAUCUUUUUUCUCACUACCUGAAGUUAAAUUAGACCAAAUGUCUGUUGUUUUUGGUCUAAUUGCCAAAGUCAUUUAUAUUUGCUAAAUGCCAGGAUAUUGAGCAAGAGAAAGUUAUUUGUUCAUAUCGUCAAAGUCAAAAAAUGUACAUACAGUAAACUUGAUCAAUAACUGGUAGAAUUGUUUCUACACUGAAUGAUUUGGGUCAAACCUUUUGUGUUUCCUUUCACAAUCUUGUCACCAUAGUGAGCUGGAGUUCUGGUCCAUUCAUAAAGACAUUAACAAAUAAAUCUCUGCUAUACAUUUUAUAGUACUAGCUGAGCUUUAGCAGGAGGCGUUUGGUCUGAUUUAACUUCAGACAGUGAAAUAAAAAGGUUGUGCCUUUUAAUCUGAUGUCCGUAUUCUGUCCAGUAGGGAGCAGUGAAUCCACCAAGGACUGGUUAAGAAGGGUGAUGUUAGUGGUUUUGGGGCAACUCUGUUUUCUGGAGAUGAAUAAAAAAAGUAACAGUUCCAGCACGUCUGAAGAGACAUAAAAAAACAAGUGUGUUGAUUUGAGUUCUCUGUGUAUUUAUUUUGAGUUUUCUGUGUCUCUGUGUUGUCCCGUCCUCCCCUGGAUUAUUCCCAGGUGUGUCUCGUUCCCUGAUUACCUCCUGUGUAUUUAAUGUCACCUGUGUCUCUGCGUCCUUGUCUUAGCAGUCGUCUUUCUUGGCGUCUCUUUUCCCCGUCGUCCAUGUGUCCAGUCUGUCCUUCGUUUACGCGGUGCUACUGGUGUCGAGCCCUGGCUUCCGCUCGGCCGUGCUGCCCGGUGUCUGGAUCUAUUGGACUGUUUAUUCUGGAUAUCUGCCAUUAAAAUCAUUUUAUUUUCACCUCAUCCUGGGUCUCCUGCAUUCGCCUCACCACCUCCACUCCACCGAUCGUGACAAUAAGUGAAUGUCUAAUAAAAGAAGCUAGAACACUUUAUAACAUAUAGACACAAUGGGUUUUAUUGAUAUACAGACUCUAAAUCAAUAUUAGAAAUGACUUGACUCGAUGGCUAUGUCAACAAAAUACCCAAUGAAAUAUGAAAGAUAACAGUUUGGCAGACAGAAAGUAUUGUUUAAUCUUCAAGACUCAAACAGUGAAUAAUCAACUAAUGGAUCUUAGUUGAUCCAUCUCAGAUCCUGUUUCAGGUGUUUCAGGUUUUUUAAUUCAUUCAAUACAUUCAUUUGAAGAUGAAAAUGCUGGUUAAGCUUAUCAGAUUGUGCAGUUAUUACAUUAAGGACCUCCUGAGCUUUCCUUGCCACCACUACAUCUGGUUAUUUUCACAGAGUGAGUGACAAAGCUCUCUGGUUUCCCAGAGCUCUUUGUUUAUUAACCGCUGCAUGUAAAGCACCAUCUGCUGGGACAUGGUUUAAAACAACAACAGGGUUUCAGUCAGAGUUUGAACAGUUAAUCUCUCUUGCCAUGUGUUUUGUCGUAUCAGGGUUUGAACACGAGGGAAGGAUGUGCUGUGUUAUUUAGAAAGUGUGUGUGUGUGUGUGUGUGUGUGUGUGUGUGUGUGUUUAACCGCUUUUGUUUAGUCAUGUCACUGUUCAGUCACAUCACCGUGUUGUUAAAUAUAUCAAAGGAUCACUGGACCAUUUGGGGAUUAAAGUUCAAUACUUAUAAUGCCUCCAAGUGUUUGGAUAACUGUUAUCUUCAUUUUAAACUAGACUGUGUGUUUGUCUAGAUGGCAGUAGCUGCAGUCAACGCUUUUAAUGUAUAUUUUUGAAGCAUUGCAUUGGAAAAGAUUGAUGUAAAUAGCAAAAUAUAAAAAAAAAUCUUUGUGAAUUUUGCCAAAACAGUUUUGCACUUCAGGUGUCUUUUUAUGUUUCCAAAAGGUGAGAUGGAAACACAUUUGCCUAGUAAGACCUAACUUGACAAACUUUUACAUCCACUGGUGGGUCUGUGCCGACCAGAGGCAUGACACCCAGAAAAACAUCAAAGUCCAAACAUCCAGCAAGGAGGGAAGGCCGGCGAGAGGCACUACAGGAUGAGAUGGGAGUGGGUUUUUUUGUUUAGUGGCUUUUCAAAAGUUAGCGUAAAAUUCGUAUGAGAAAUGGAUGGAAACAUAGAGAUCUGUGAUUCAACACCUUCAAGAUCUUAAAGAUAAAAAAUAUGUACAUUUUGUGGAAAAUUCUCAAAACAAACCACAGAAAUCUGAAAAUCCAAAGACACCAGCAACAACUGAACUACUGACAAAACAAGAGGGAACUAGGCUGUGGUUUAAUGUUUCACAAAAUAUCAAACCGUUGUAAUUUAAAAACAAAAUUAAACAAAAGUAUUCUAGUUAUCCAAUCACACUCUCACACAAAUAGACUGACCAAUAUGAUCUAAAUAGGCUUACGGUUGCUAGGUGACCAGACAUACACUGUGGUAUGGGCAGUAAUAUAUUUAAAGGCUAGAGUGUCCAAUUUCAUUCCCCUUUUUGGGUUAAAUAAAUCAAAGAGACGGUACGUACUGCUCUUAGAAUGCUGUCAAAUUCAGUCGAGAAAUUAACUACAUUCAGAUUUAAAAUCAUGCAGCCAAUUCCAUCUAUUAUAAGUCAUUACAACAUUAAGUCAGAAUCAGUAGAUUGUAAAGUAAAAGCCUGUUCUGAGAUAAACUCCUUUUUAAAAGGACGAAACAUUCAGCAGAGCCUGGACAGACAAUAGCAGCCGGACCUCGACUGGGUCAGGAUAGAGAGACAGUAGCAAACACAGAGGCCGGGUCAGGGUUGGCUGUCUAUCUGCUGUUGCCAGGACAGCCCUGAAACGCGGAGCGAGCUGAACUCUGCCUUCCCUCCACUGUGGCACUAUGGGAUCCUCCACUCUGGGCAAGGCGGCUUCUCUCGAUGCGCUGCUAGUUGAAUGCAUUCAAGCAUUCGAUGAUAACGGUGAUCUCCAUGCCAACCUACUCCCUCGUACCAUGCUGCUAAUGCAUCGCUGGUAUGUUACAUCCUCUGAGCUGGCAGGAAAACUACUAAUGAUGUACCGUGAUGGCAAAGAAGACGGCUGCAGGAUGACCAGGCUGAAGAUUUGCUAUUUCAUGAGGUUCUGGAUAGUGACCUUCCCUGCAGAGUUCAACCUGGACUUGGGACUGAUCCAGAUCACAGAGGAGUUCAGGGAGGCGGCUGCUCAGCUUGGUUGUGAGGAGCAUUUUAAACUCAUCGACAUCUCAGCCAUCCCAUCAUAUGAUUGGAUGCGGAAGUUGACCCAGAGGAAGAAACAAGCCAAGAAAGGGAAAGCAUCACUGCUGUUUGACCACUUGGAGCCUGUGGAGCUGGCCGAGCAUCUCACCUUCCUGGAGUUCAAGUCCAUCCGGAGGAUAUCGUUCACUGACUAUCAGAGCUACGUGAUCCAUGGUUGCCUUGUGGAAAAUCCAACUCUGGAGCGCUCCAUCGCUCUCUUCAACGGCAUCUCACAGUGGGUCCAGCUGAUGGUGCUCAGCAAACUCACACCACAGACCCGAGCAGAGGUCAUCGCCAAAUACAUCCACGUGGCUCAGAAACUGCUGCAUCUUCAGAACUUCAACACUCUGAUGGCGGUGGUGGGAGGCCUGAGCCACAGCUCGAUCUCUCGACUAAAAGAAACUCAUGCUUACCUGGCGCCAGAAGUUCUGAAGAUUUGGAGCGAGAUGACAGAGCUGGUCUCUUCCAACAACAACUACUCCAACUACAGAAAGGCCUUCAAUGAAUGCAGAGGGUUUAAGAUCCCCAUCCUGGGGGUUCACCUGAAGGAUCUGAUCGCGGUGCACGUCGUGUUUCCUGACUGGGUCGGUGACGGCACCAUGGUGAACCUGGUGAAAAUGCAUCAGCUGUACAUGACGUUCAAUGAGCUGGUGUCACUACAGAGUGUGGUAUCCCAAGUGGAGCCCAACAUGGACCUCAUUUACCUUCUGACGCUUUCUCUUGACCUUUAUUACACAGAAGAUGAGAUUUAUGAGCUGUCGUUGCUAAGGGAACCACGUAACCCAAAAUCGCAGCCUACAUCUCCAACUACUCCCAACAAACCUUUGGCCCCACUGGACUGGGCCUCUGGGGUUACCACCAAACCAGAUCCUUCUGUGGUCAGUAAGCACAUUCGCAAACUAGUAGAAUCUGUUUUCAGGAAUUAUGACCAUGACCAUGAUGGCUAUAUAUCACAAGAAGACUUUGAGAGUAUUGCAGCUAAUUUCCCAUUUCUGGACUCAUUCUGCGUUUUGGAUAAAGAUCAAGACGGAUUAAUCAGCAAGGAUGAGAUGGUCGCGUAUUUCCUCCGGGCCAACCCUCUGCUCCAGUGUAAGAUGGGACCAGGAUUCAUUCACAACUUUCAGGAGAUGAACUAUCUGAAGCCGACCUUCUGUGAACAUUGUGCUGGAUUCCUGUGGGGAAUCAUCAAACAGGGAUACAAGUGCAAAGACUGUGGUGUUAACUGUCAUAAACAAUGUCGGGAACUGCUGGUUCUGGCCUGCAGGAAACUGAUUCGCUCCGGCUCUGUAAGCAGCGGCUCUCCAGCCAGACUGACCCACAGCUCUCUGCCCAACAGCCCAACGCUGCCCACCUGCAAAGACGAGGACGAUGUGUUUGAGUUCCCAGCUGUGGCCCCGGCAGGUCCAGCUCCGGAUCCUCAGUCCAUCACCCUGAUGACCGGCUCGGCUCAAAGGAUAUCUGUGCGCCUGCAGAGGGCCACCACCAGCCAAGCCACACAGACCGAGCCCCUGUGGUCUGAUCUGGGCUGGGGGUCCGCAGACAGCGGCUCACACACGUUUCCUAAAAUGAAGUACAGGACUCCCAGAAAAGCGUCUAAAAGUCCAGGUGUUGCCAGCUGGGAAACCCACAGUAAUGGACAGCAGCACGGAGUUUCCACUCAGAACUAUCUGACUUGUCAGAACAAGCCCGGGGAUUGUGAGGGACGGAACGGAGAAACAAACACGAUGGAGCUGACUUGGCCACAGCAAUGAAGGACGGGAGCACAGGGCCUCCAGGACCUCCAGGACCACAGGGAGAAGGAGGUUCUUCUCACUGGGGAAGACCUUGGGAUGCUUCAAGUCCCCAUUCAGUGACCUGAAGUUAUCUCACCCUUUCUAGACCCUGGGUAGGCAUAUGGCCGCUACCAAGGAGAAACUCAGUGGAUCGUGGAUACCUGAUGGGAAUCAAAUCCUCAGACUACAGAAAGCUUUAAAGGCUCCUGAAAAAGACGACACAUGAGGAUUUACAAGUGAAAUGGAAGCUAAAGAAGAGUGCUUCGGACACAGCUCGGGGGAUCAGUCUUUCUUUAAUUAAAACUCAAAGGUUUGGACAGAAAACACCCUAAAUGAAAUGUCAAAGUUUCCUCUUGAAGAGGCUGAUGUCUCUGGGCACAUAUGUACAUAAUGUGUUUAUAUCGUGGAGCAAAUAAAGGGAAAUCAUUAUUCUUGUUAAUAGCAACGUUGUUCUGCAGAUGGUUUUGAAGUUUGGUUCAUUCUGUUCAGUUCAUUCCAGAGCAACUCAGUUCACUCAGAUUCAGAGUUAAGGUUACAAACAGUUCAGUUGUGCAACAGUCCAGUCCUAUUUCCUCUGGAUCAAUGGAAAUGUAACUAGUUGCAAAGGAUUCAAAGGAAAUCAACAACCUGUAUUUUAUCCUAUCCUGGUAAAAACCAGCUUGUUUCAGUGUGUCUGGGCUCUCAGCUACUGAAAACGAUUGUUUCCUGGAGGCCUGGACUGGGUUGAAGUUUAAAAACUUUCCCAAUCACAACAUAACAACCGUUUGAUGUUAUGAAGCUUACCUGCAUUGUA
Messenger RNA from Gambusia affinis (western mosquitofish), 6659 nucleotides. It is a transcript of the gene rasgrp3, whose product is annotated as RAS guanyl releasing protein 3 (calcium and DAG-regulated). Bases 3722 to 5845 code for a protein of 707 amino acids. Gene Ontology annotation, biological process: positive regulation of GTPase activity; Ras protein signal transduction. The transcript has 17 exons. Gene Ontology annotation, cellular component: plasma membrane. NCBI's taxonomy places the organism in Eukaryota, Metazoa, Chordata, Actinopteri, Cyprinodontiformes, Poeciliidae. Gene Ontology annotation, molecular function: guanyl-nucleotide exchange factor activity; calcium ion binding. The record is from RefSeq and is a predicted model, not a curated record.